Messenger RNA from Caenorhabditis bovis, 2043 nucleotides. NCBI's taxonomy places the organism in Eukaryota, Metazoa, Nematoda, Chromadorea, Rhabditida, Rhabditidae. The record is from the annotation of a GenBank genome assembly.
AUGUUGUUCACGUCGAGUCUUCGAAAAGCGGUCGACAUGUACCCGACGAAUGCGGGUGUGAUCAGUCAGACCGCCGAAGAAACACAUCGGCUUCUGCUCGAGAAACGCCGCAAACAAAUGAUUCGACGGCACACUUGUAGCGCAUUUAUUAAGCCGGCGGCCGAAAGUGUUCCGUCCCUUCCACCGCCUCGUGUUGUUCAUUUCAAUGCCACAAUUGAAGAGGAAGAGCCGAAACCAGUCGCUCCAUCUGCGCCGCCGCCGCCGCCGACAUCGUUUUCCGCUGCGGAACCGACCAGUAGCCGACCGUAUGAUGAUUGGGGAGCUGCUCCGUUUGUGCCAGCUGGAGUUGCAGCUCAACCAGCUCAACCAGCACCGCCUGCGCAGCAAUUCACUGGGCAUGCUCCUUCGUCGGUCUAUAGUCAACAGAACGAUGACUUCGAUGACGAAUGGACGGACGAGGACGAAGAGCAGAAUGCGCAUCGCCUCUCGGUUCAAGAUCCUUCGGCGAUAUCGUCACAUGUGUUGAAUUCUCGAGCGUCUGGUUCUCGAACCGAUCUCUCGAUUGCGGAAACUGAUUCGUCGGGUCCUGGCUCGAAAUCGAGAAAUGGUAGCAUCCCGCGGCCGCGUCGAAUUAGUCGUCAGGAUUCGAUUCGAUCGCGACGACGUCGAAGCGAGGAUCAAAAUGCUCGAAGGCGAAUCGAGAAGAGUGUAACGGCACCUGAUGUGCCGCGCGAAAUUGAAAAUCAUUUCAAGGUUUUAAUCGAGCCAAAUCGCGCAUCAGCGGUGUCGUCGUCGAACUAUUCGUCGGUUUCGCGUCGCGAUUUGAGUCGCAGUCAUUCCGAGCAUGGCACCGAUCGCGGCUCGAACAAGGUCAACAAGAGCAUCAAUCGAUUCUCGAACUUUGUCAAAUCGGGAAUGGAGGCGUACGUUAUCGGCGAAUCGAAAUAUUCGUCGCCUCCCAGUGAGAAACAUGAGAUUGUGUCGAUUAAUGGAAUUAUUCAAUGGAAGCCAAUUCAGCAAUAUUAUCACUGUAUUGUCGACAAACCCAAAAAGGAAUCGAAAUUGAAGGGAUUGAAGAGCUUCAUCGCUUAUUCGAUCACUUCAAGUUUGACGAAUAUCCAGGUCUCGCGACGCUAUAAGCAUUUCGAUUGGCUUCAUGAGCAGCUUUCUGCCAAGUACUCAAUGAUUCCGAUACCGCCACUUCCGGAAAAGCAAGUUGCCGGAAGAUAUGAGGAAGACCUUAUCGAUCAUCGUAAGCAUAUUCUUCAACUCUGGGUCAACAAGAUUUGUCGUCAUCCGGUUCUUAGUCAAUCCGAGGUUUGGCUGCAUUUUAUCAGUGCAACCGAUGAGAAAGAUUGGAAACACGGCAAAAGAAGGGCGGAGAAAGAUGAAUAUGUCGGCGGUCACUUUUUCAAUUCGAUUACUGUUCCGCAACAGCCACUUGAUACCCGUUUAUUGGAUGGACAGGUUGAGAGAUUCUUGAAAAGCGUGAAGACAUCGGAGGAAGCAAUGCGCGUCAUGCAGGAGAGAAUGGUCAUCUUCCAGAAAGCGUUUGCUGGACCCGUAAAACAGAAUUGGCAGAAAAUGGGAGCCGCAUUCAAAACUCUUCAACAGUCGUUUGAAAUUGACGAAACACCGUCUAGCACUAAACUGACGGACGCUCUUGCGCAGACUGCCAGUCAGUACUAUGAUAUUGGGCAAUUGUUCGAUGCUCACACGAAAAAUGAUAUGGAGCCAGUGCUUGAAAGCCUUUAUUCGUACAAGGGAACCGUUCAGAAUGUGCCGGAUAUCUUGCACGUUCAUAAGCAAGCUGUGCAAAAAUUCCGUGAAUCUGAAGGAAGACUGUCGGCGGCUGAAGCUGACAAAAUGAGGCAACGCGUGGAUGCCAUCAGCUAUGCAGUUCUUGCUGAAAUUCAUCAUCAGACUCAGGAAAAGGCCGAGGACAUGAAAAACACAAUGGGAACAUAUCUAAAGAAGCAGGCAGCAUUCUACCAAGACGUCGCCGUCAAACUGAGCGCCUUAUCGUCGAGAAUGGAAUCUUAG